AUGCGACGACAUUGCACUAGUCUCUUCCAGGCUGCUCAUUUUCGGUGCCAAGACGCGUUAGGUUUUGUGGAUUUCAGAGUGAAAGCACGCAAGGCCGUCGAGAAAGCGUUUAUACCAGAGUUUGUGCUGCCAAACGUGGCGAAAGGAUCGCAAAAUUCACCGAAGGAUGGAAUCAUCAUUGUGGUCUACCCUAAGCUUGUUGCGAGUGCCUAUGCACUGGAAUUGUACAGCUUCCCUGGACCCCUCACUCCGUUGAAGCGCCUGGUGGACUCGGACGCCACUAUCACUUUCCACAAGAUCGACGACACUCGUGCCAUGGGCUUUGGUGCCAAAGUUUUUUCAAUCUACAACAGUUUUUUAGACCGGGUAUUAUUUCUUGAUGCAGACAAUUUUCCAGUUCGAGAUCCAAGCUCUCUUUUUCAAACGCCUGAAUUUGAGAGUACUGGAGCCAUAUUCUGGCCGGAUUACUGGCAUCCUAAGCGUACAAUCUUUAAUAUUCAUGCGAAAUCGAUGCUCUGGGAACUGUUGGAUGUCCCCUUCGUCGACAUGUUCGAGCAGGAGAGUGGACAACUACUUCUUGACCGACGGAGACAUGCAGUACCGAUGAAGUUGGCAUUUUUCUACAUGUUUCACCGACCCAAUUACUUCACUAAACUCAAGGUAGCGCACGGCGACAAGGAUCUCUUUCGGUUCGCAUGGCUUAAAUUGAAUGCCUCCUUCCACAUGGUGCAGUCACCUCCUGCAGUAGCAGGAAAAGUGAUUAACGGCACAUUCUGCGGCAUGACAAUGGUACAAUUCGAUCUUGGAGGCAAUGUGCUCUUCCUCCAUCGAAAUCAGUUCAAACUCACGGGAAAACUCGCAGGACUCAAGAAGAGAGAAGCUCCAGAAGCCGAUGGACUACCAGAUCCGGUCAUCUGGACGCACCUGCUCUCCUUCGAUAACACCUAUGAUACCAAUCACUACAUCAUCGACACGUACAGGGGCCAACCAGCCUUCCCGAAAUCUCAGAGCUGUUUUGGUAAACGUAAACUGGAGAAGGACCCGCAUUUUACUUCACAAAACUUUAGCACCUUGAGCUUUGCUGGUUUGGAAAACACAGUUCGCCAAUUCGCUGUAGAUGCUGUCAAUUUGCUUCCACCUAGACACAAUGCAGAUACAAUGCGGCAAAGACUUGCUGGAUAAUUUGUUUAUUGGUAAAUAGAGUGUAGAUAAAUCCUUCUUGGACUACAAUAGAGUACAUAAACAUUUUCACAUUUACUAGCUAUCGACAAAUAUACUAAAGCUGAC
This is a messenger RNA of Phytophthora nicotianae INRA-310, 1287 nucleotides long. RefSeq lists its product as hypothetical. Lineage: Eukaryota; Oomycota; Peronosporomycetes; Peronosporales; Peronosporaceae. The transcript is spliced from 2 exons. The coding region runs from base 1 to 1182 and encodes 393 amino acids. Gene Ontology annotation, cellular component: Golgi apparatus. The record is from RefSeq and is a predicted model, not a curated record. Gene Ontology annotation, biological process: mannan biosynthetic process. Gene Ontology annotation, molecular function: alpha-1,2-mannosyltransferase activity.